AUGUCACAAAUUGAUAAACUAGGAAUACUGGGAAUUCGUUCUUUUAGUCAUGAAGAACCUCAGUAUAUCAAGUUUCUUUCUCCAUUUACUCUCAUUGUUGGUGCCAAUGGUACUGGGAAAACUACUAUUAUAGAAUGUCUCAAAUAUGCUUGUACUGGUGAUCAACCUCCAAAUAGUAAAGGUGGUGCCUUUAUUCAUGAUACAAAGAUCGCAGGCGUCAAAGAAGUCAAAGCUCAAAUUAGAUUAAAAUUCAUUGAUAUUGAUGGUCAACGUAUUCUUUGUAGUCGAUCCAUGUCACUUACUCAAACCAAGACAAAAACAACUCAAAAGACUUUGGAUAGUUCUUUACAACGAUAUAACCCUGUUUCUGGAGAAACCUUUAGCAUUAGUUCUCGAUGUGCCGAUAUGGAUGCUUUAUUACCUAUUCAUCUUGGAGUACCAAAAGCUAUAUUGGAAAAUGUUAUCUUUUGUCAUCAAGAAGAAAGCAACUGGCCAUUAUCGGAACCAUCAGUAUUAAAAAAGAAAUUUGAUGAUAUAUUUGCAUCUACCAAAUAUACAAAAGCACUCGACAGUAUUAAAGAUAUUCGAAAGGAACGCGCUCAAGAUGCACGAACAGAUCAAGUACGACUAGAAGGAUUAAAAAACGAUACUUUAAAAGCACAACGAUUACAAUCAGAUGUCAAUAAUAUGGAAAAAGAAUGUCAGGAUAAACAAUCAAAAAUUGAACAUUUGGAUCAACAAAUACACAAUACUUCUAUCGAAAUUGAACGUCUUUUGGAAGUCCAUCAACAAAGUCAAACUCUGACCAACAAAAUCUCUCAAAUUAAACAACAACGGGAUCUAUAUAUCGCCAACCUUCAAGAAUUAGAAAAAGAUCUGACAGAAAGAAGUGAAACCGAUGAAGAACUUAGCUCUUUAUUACAAGCUCAAUCCAAUAAAACUACCUCUAGUGAAGAUGCACGCAACAAAUUGGAAUCUGAAAGAAAUCGACUGGAAAAACAAUUGCAAAUGGCUCGUGACAAAGUAUCUUCCAAACUUACUGAAAUAGGACGAUUACAAGCUGAAUCUGAUAUUCAUGGCCAAUGUAUGGAAGAACGCAGCAGAUUGAUUCGUGAUAUUUAUCAUGAGUUCAAUCUUGACUAUACAUCACAAACGGAUUCCUUGGAAGCAACAAAAAUUAUUCGACAGACUAUAUCAAAAAUGGACAAGGAACUUCAACAGCUGAAUACUGAACAAAACACUUUAUCGGAUGAACUUCAAACUCUCAAAUCAGAACGAUAUGGGUUAGAUCAAGCAAAAAAACAUACUCAACAUGAACUGGAUAAAGAUAAUGACAUCAUUCGGUCAUUGACCAAUCAACUGGAAACUAUGCGUGCUACUCAUGUGGACUUUGAUGUGGAAAAGGACCGAUUGGUGAAAGAAGAGGAUCGUUUAGCAUCACACAAGGCUUAUAUGAGUAACAGAAACACAGAUAGUCUGCUCUCCAGUAAAGAACGACAGUUACGGGACCUUGAUGAUCAAAUCACUAACCUCAACGAUGAAAUGUCAAAACUCAGCUUACAAGGUGAUACACAUGCGCGUCUGGCAUUGAAGCAAACCGAUCGAGAUGCAAAGUUAGCCGCCGCUCGCAGCAUAUUUGAACAAUGCAAGGAUGAGGUUGUACAAAGAAUGGAAACUGAACCAACAUUGGAACGAUUGGAUCAGGAUCUAAAAUCUCUAUUGGAAAAGCAAAUUUUGGAAAUCUCUGCUAUUCAGAAUCGAUGUGAUCAAGCCAAUCGUGAUCUCUCUUCCGUGGAAACUCUCUAUUCCAUCACUCGAAAUUCCAUCAAGGACAAGAAAACUGAAAUUGACUCCCUAAAAACUGCCAUUGACGCUGUAUGUCCUGAUACUUCCUUGCCUGAUGAACUGAAAAAGGUAGAAGAUGACAUUAUGGAUCUACGAAGCAAAAUAUCAAGUCUAGGUGCCGCUGAACUUUUAUACUCAAGAUUUGUCAAAAAAGCAGAAACCAAUCAUCAUUGUCCAUUAUGUACUCGUCAAUUUGCUCAAGAUAAUGAACUUGCCCGAUUCAUUGAAAAGGUGAGUUUGAAAAGAAAAAUUCCAAACCAGCAAACAGAUUAUUCUCAAAGGGUGCAAGAAUUGGAACAAAAGCAACAACAUAUCCGGUCUUUGGAAAGUUCUUGGAUUAGGAUGGAUACUCUACGUAACAAGGAUUUGGCUGAAUUGGAAAAAACGGCUUUGGAACAGGAAAAGAAGCAAGAUGAGGCUACGAAUAAAAUGUUGCAAGCAGAAAUGGUACAAGCCUUAGAGGAUAGAAAAAAGCUGGAACGUAUUUUUAAACUCUCUGAAGAUGCUGUUCGACAAUAUCGUGAAUCAAAACAGUUGGAUAAGGAUAUCAGCCGCUUGGAAGCCGACAUUAGAGAUACAGGUUCAACACGCACCAUUACUGAUUGUCAACGAGAAUUAGAAGAUUUGGCGGAUCAAAGUAAAACUGUACGAAAGGAAAUUAAGCGACUCCAUGAUGACCGUGAAAUUUCAAUGAAAACUCUACAGCGACUGGAAAAUAAUGUUCGGGAUGCAAGAGACAGUUUAACACAACUUCAGCAUCGUAUGGAUGCCAAGACAAGUAUUGAAGAAAGAUUAUCAGCUGCUCGAAGAUCUCUGAAUACCAAUAAGACUAUCAUGAAGGUAAAAAAAAAAAAAAAGGAAUUUAAGGGAAGGGAGAAGAACAUUUUGGAUACCAAGAUUGAUGAUACAACCGCCUCUUUUGAAAAAUGCCGAGAUGAAUGGAAAACAAAGUAUGAUCAUGCUCAUCGCUCAGUUAACCAAGGAAAACAACGUAUGGAUUUGUUAGAUACCCUCACUAUCAAGAUUGAAAGAUACAAUAAUAGUAAUAAUGCCUCACGUUUGAAAGACUUAACGAAUGAAAAGAUUCAACUAGACAAACGAAUUCAAGUACUGACUGAAGAUUUAGAAGGAAAAGAUGCUCAAGUUCGAGUUAUGGAUAAAGAAAUGGCAGACCAACAAGGCAUUGAACGACAAUUGAAAGAUCAUCUGCGAUAUCGAAGUAUCAAACGACAGCUAGAAACUUGCAUCAAAGAAUUAGAAGAAUACCAACGACAAAGUCAACAAUUCCGAAAAGCAACAUAUGAACAAAAACUCGACCUUUUGAAAGACAAGCAAUCACAAUAUAUCAGCACACGAGGAGGAUUACAAGGGGAAAUACGACAAAUGCGUGAUCAACUGCAGAGAUAUCAACAUGAUCUCGACACUGAUUACCUACAUGUACAGGAACGGUACAACAAACAGUUUGUACAGGUUAAAACAAACGAAAUUGCUGUGAAUGAUUUGGAGAAAUAUACCAAGGCAUUACAACAGGCUAUUAUGCGUUACCACUCUUUGAAAAUGGAAGAUUUGAAUAAAAUUAUCAAGGAAUUAUGGAUGAGUACAUAUCGCGGUGGAGAUAUCGAUUAUAUUGAAAUCCGGUCUGAUGCUGAAGGAACAACUGCUGCCAAUCGAUCUUACAAUUAUCGGGUGGUGAUGGUGAAAGACGGAAAAGAAAUGAAUAUCCGAGGUCGUUGUAGUGCUGGACAAAAAGUGCUUACAUCUAUUAUUAUCCGAUUGGCUCUUGCAGAAACAUUUUGUAUUCAUUGCGGUGUAUUGGCUUUGGAUGAACCUACCACGAAUCUGGACCGUGCUAACAUUGAAAGUCUGGCUGAUAAUUUGGCAAAAAUCAUUCAAUCUCGAAAGGCUCAAUCUAAUUUCCAACUAAUUGUGAUUACUCAUGAUGAAGAUUUUGUUGAAUAUUUAUCAAGAGCUGAAGUAGCUGAAAAUUAUUAUCGUAUAUCCAAAGAUGAAAAGUAA
Messenger RNA from Halteromyces radiatus, 3861 nucleotides. RefSeq names its product AAA domain-containing protein. Gene Ontology annotation, molecular function: double-stranded telomeric DNA binding; single-stranded telomeric DNA binding; ATP hydrolysis activity. The record is from RefSeq and is a predicted model, not a curated record. The transcript is spliced from 16 exons. Lineage: Eukaryota; Fungi; Mucoromycota; Mucoromycetes; Mucorales; Cunninghamellaceae. Gene Ontology annotation, cellular component: Mre11 complex; condensed nuclear chromosome; nucleus. Bases 1 to 3861 code for a protein of 1286 amino acids. Gene Ontology annotation, biological process: double-strand break repair; telomere maintenance via telomerase; telomere maintenance via recombination.